AUGGCUUCAGCUCCGCCCGAACUCGCGGGCGGAGCCCUCGGCACCGGUUGGCGCAGCAACUGCACCCACCCAGACGGACACAUCAACACUGUGGUGCCCCGGAUCUGGGAGCUCCGCGCGGAGCGCCGGCUCCUCGCACAGGAUCGCAGCUUACAUGGACAGCUUGCGCACUGGCGGGUUUCAGUGCGAAUUCAGGAGCUUGAAAGAGUUGCCGGAGCCGCCCGGCGGCGUCGCAAGCGCCAAUUCCUCCUUGAACAAAUGGAACAGGCCGAGGCUGCGGCUCAACGGGGACAUCUCACUGCUGUUUACGCUGUUGUACGCCGCCUGGCACCCAAGAAGGCCUCUCUCAAACUCCAUGUUCGUACACCGGAGGGCCACAUGCAGGGACCCCGGGCAGAGCGAGACACGCUUAUAGCCCAUUUUCGCGAGCUGUACCAGGCUUCUUCGGCCCAGCCUGGCCGCGCCUUGCCCUGCACGGAGCAUCUGUUUACAGAAGGUGCCUGCACUGCUGCUUUGAUGCGUCUCCCAGCCCAGAAAGCCGCGCAUCCCAAGUCGGCUCCAGGAGUGCUUUGGAAGCUUGGUGCCUCGAUACUGGGCCCGGCGCUCAGUCACAUCCUGAACAACUCCUACGCCAAUGUGCCCAGCAGCCUCCCUCUCGAACUUCGCCAGGUUGCCAUGUGUUUGGUGCCGAAGCCGGGACGUCGAGCCCAACAGCCCUCGGAUGCUAGACCGAUCAGCCUUUUACAUCCUGCCAACAAGGCGCACGCCUCAAUGCUUAAUGAUCUCCUGGCCCCCUUUCUUGUGCCGUACCUGGCCACUGCACCCCAAUUUGCAUACUGUCACGGCCGAUCCACCAUGGAAGCACUCCAUCGAGUUUUCUCACACUUCCAUGCUGUUCGGGCUCAGGCCCCCACUCGCUCUCGGAUGGUGCAGCGCCGACGUGACAACACCGCUCGCCACCCAUGCACUGGCGGCCUCAGCUUCUCGUUGGAUGUGGCUCAGGCCUUCGAUUCAAUACCCCGUUGGGUUGUCGUUGCCGCCCUACGAGCUGCGGGGACCCCGGAGGCCAUUAUCACACAGGUCGUAGCACUGCAUGCACAGAUUCUUCUCGAAGUUGACCACGGCGGCGAGGUGGCUACUUGUCACACGGCUCGGGGCGUGAGACAGGGCUGUCCGCUGUCGCCCUCUUUGUGGGCAGCCGCGACCACCUUCGUCUACCACCGCCUUCUUGAAGAGCUCGGCCCUGAUGCGGCUCAGGUUCUCACAGUCUUCGCUGAUGACAUCAUAGGCCAAUGGCAAAUCACCUCACUGACAGCACUGCAGGACAGCUUGGACCAGAUCCGCCGGCUGACUCGCGUGCUCCAGCAUCACGGGUUCCAGGUCAGCCCCAAGAAGAGUGUGAUAUUGCUUCAGGUCAUUGGACCCCAUGCCGAGAGAUGCCUGGGCAAACUCCGCUUCCGUGACCAAGGUGUGGCAAAGAUCAGAGUGGCACCGGACCUCUCCUACCCGGUGGUUAGAAGGCACACCUACCUCGGAAUGAUCAUUGGCUACGGGGCUUUUGAACGUCACUCGGUUGACUAUCGCUGCAAACGAGCUGCCCAGGUCUUUGCACGUUUACGGCAGGUGCUCUGUGGCAGACACGGCCUCAGCCAGCAUAACCGACUCCGCCUUUGGCGUGCAAUUGUGUGGCCCUCCCUUAGGUACGGUUUAGCUGCUCUACCUCUAGACCCGAAGGAGCUGCAGAGAGUGCGGGGCUUUGCGGCACGGCACCUCCGCGCUAUUACACACAACCUGGGCCACGAAACGCAUAAGACCAAUCAGGAGCUUUUUGACGAACUCGGCCUUCACCCGGUCAGCCUCUUGAGACGGGAGGCCCAAAACAAUUUCACUCGGUUCCAGGCCCUCCCUGACUUGCUACGCCUUGAAAGGACACGUCAAUGGCAUGCUCUGCUUUUGGCAUCCCUGGUGGAGCCAUCGAAGCAAGAGGCCGAGGACACAGGUGCUCCUUCAGACCUAAACCCUCCUCCCAAGGAUGCCUCGACCCGAGUCGGCAUGCGCCGCCAUCCACGUGAACAGCCUGAAGCCCAGCAUGUAACCCUAGUCGAGAUCGAUGCUGUCGCCCGCCCCUUUGCUUGUCCGGAUUGCCCUUGCACCUUCGCAACAGCAGGCAUUUUGCACACGCAUCGGGUCAAAAAGCAUGGGGCGGACAAACGGAGCAGCACCAGACGCACGACACAGCAGCAAAAUCAGGUCGAACACUCCCUAGGCGGGGUCCCAACUUGCCGCUAUUGUCUUACUGAGUUCAAUGGCUGGCGUAAUUUUAACUCGCACAUUCUCUUCAACAAUUGUCCGAAACGACCUGUGGACUCCGCGAAUGCUGUUCCCACGGUCAGCGAGCAAGUUGAAGAUGCCCAUCUGCUAGGACAUUCGUGUCGGGAUGGGAGUUCCGUAGUGCCUGCCCACCCAACCUUGGAAGUGCCGACCACACGUCAGGCUGCCUCCGACUUCCACGCCCGCCUGGUUGCUGAACCGGCCAUUGCAGCUCUUGACCCUGCUCGCCAGAAAGAUUGGAAGCACAUUGCUGGACUCAAGCCACUGCAUGUUCUGUUGAAUAUGACAGCAGCCGCGAUGGAACAGGAGGAACAGCAGGAGUGGGACCUCUACUCCAAGUUCAUGGGGACACUGCCGGGAGCCAAACCGAGCAGGCCCUUGCAACCGGCUCAGGGGAGCGAACAGCCACCGGCGAAACAGCCGAAGACGCAAACGCAGACCCAGCAGCAGCCGAAGGGCAAAGGAAAGGGAAAACGGGGCGGCGGCAAAGGCAAAGACCACAACAAGAAGCAGCUCACCCAGGACGAGAGGCAAGAGCUGACGGACCUUCGUCAGCUGUGCGAGCAACUGAUCAGGCUGGCCCUUCGACACGAAGACGGCCUCAAAGCGCUCCAGCUCGACACCUCCUUUGUGAUUUGGUUGCGAGUGGGGCUACCGGGAGGCCUGCCAGAGAGUCUCCACCAGAGCGCCGAGGCAUGGCGAGCCGACCGGGAUCAGGGUCUGGCCCGCACCUCCUUGCGUCAUCAACUGUGGCUCCAUCUAUGGAAGGAAUUCCAGCGACGACUCACCCCGGAGCUCCUGACAGCCGAGAUCCAGUCCAUGAUGACGAAGUUGGGCUAUCUGAAGGACGGACGGUGGGCCUUCCUCCGCUGGGAGGCCAACGCGGAGACGGGUGGCCGACUUGUCCCGGACGCGGAGAAGCAACCGCUCAACAUGCAGGAAGUUCGGGAGAACGUGGACCACAUCGUACGCCUGAGCCAGGACGCGGAUCUGAUCACUCGAUUCUGUCCCACCCGUCCACUGGCAGCAGAGCUUCGGGGACCGUCAAUCACAUUCCUGUGCUCAGUGGCAAACCGCUCGACGCCUUCGGACCAGCUGCACGCAGCCCUGCAAACACUUUGCGCCAAUGCCAGCUGCCAGGUUUUGGGCAUGGCGAUCAAGCCGGAGCGCUUGGCGCGCAGCCCUCUGGCCAAUGCCCUGGCUCGACAGCUCCCGACUGCUCAGCUGGUGAGUCGACUGAGCCUCCUGAAGGCCAAGCUUUUGAACAGGUCCAAUGUGUGCUACUCCAAUUGCACCAUGUUAUGCUUGCUUUGGCUGCAGUGCCAAUGUCGGCAGGAUCUCCUGCCACGUGCUUUACUUUCGUCCCUCGAGGCCCUGCUAAAGGCUGCCAAGCCUUUUUCACUGUGGGAUCUUUGGCAGUUCAAGCAGCUACUACGUCAUUGGAGGGAUCCCGGACGGCAGCAUGAUGCCGCAGAGUUUAUCAAAUCAUACCAGGCGGGGGCUGACACGAAUGGUUUGAGCGGUGUCUGGCAAGCACGCACCACUGCAGGAGAAGUGCGAUUUCUGGGAGACACAUCUCCUCUGCCUCUGUCAGUGCCUCUGACCGACGGCGCCACUGUUCAGCAACUCGUGACAGCCUGGAGUGCCCAAGACCAGGUACACGCGCUGUGGCGACCUCCUGAGUGCCUAGUCUUGCAGCUUUCGCGAUAUGGCCCACGUGGCAAGCUUCACACGCACAUUAGCCUUGAUGAUGGAGUGGUGCAGUUUCCUUGCUUUGUUGCUUCGACUAACCAUGUAUGCCACGUCGCUUAUCAGCUGCAAGCAGCUGCAAUCCAUUUGGGAAGCACUCCCCACGAGGGUCACUACAGAGCUGCCUUGUUUGACGAAGGGAACAAACUCUGGUAUGCUGAUGAUGGCAAACAUGCCACUUUAGCCAAUGCCAAAACCAAGAGUGAGAUCCAAUCCAACUGUUAUGUGCUUUACUUGACUCGUGUUUGA
This is a messenger RNA of Symbiodinium sp. CCMP2592, 4329 nucleotides long. The record is from the annotation of a GenBank genome assembly. NCBI's taxonomy places the organism in Eukaryota, Dinophyceae, Suessiales, Symbiodiniaceae.